Chanos chanos (milkfish) is the source of this 2261-nucleotide messenger RNA. RefSeq names its product CCAAT enhancer binding protein alpha (gene cebpa). The transcript has a single exon. Lineage: Eukaryota; Metazoa; Chordata; Actinopteri; Gonorynchiformes; Chanidae. The coding region runs from base 241 to 1128 and encodes 295 amino acids. The record is from RefSeq and is a predicted model, not a curated record. Gene Ontology annotation, biological process: regulation of transcription by RNA polymerase II; DNA-templated transcription; myeloid cell differentiation. Gene Ontology annotation, molecular function: DNA-binding transcription factor activity, RNA polymerase II-specific; RNA polymerase II cis-regulatory region sequence-specific DNA binding.
AGAGGCAGUUAGAAAUUCAAACUUUUUUGACUGCCUUUUAGACAAGCCCAUAUUUCCAGAACUGCAACAUUUAACUCCCAGAAACUCUUAAGCGUAUUUCGUGGCUACAGGAGCAUUUCUUGGACCAACUGCAAGCCAAAUCCUUCUUCAAAACAGCAAGCCAGUGCGGCUCUCUCCGGUACUCCGAGCAAGCUGGAUUCCCGGAGCUCUUCACCAUGUCUGGCAGGUUUUAGAUACUCCAUGGAGCAACCAAAUCUGUACGAGGUCGCCCCACGACCCCUCAUGACCAGCCUCGCACAUAAUCAGCAGAGUGCCUACUGCUACAAAGAUACAGCUGUUGCCGGAGACCUUAGCGAAAUCUGUGACAACGAGAACUCAAUUGACAUCAGUGCUUACAUUGACCCAGCCGCCUUCAACGACGAAUUCCUGGCUGACUUAUUUCACAACAACUCGAAACCAGAAAAACUCAAGCUGGCGAGUGGCGACUACGACUACCCCCACGGUGUUAAUGGAACACCGGGGGCUCCGCAACAACUUUAUGGCUGCAUGGCCGGCUAUAUGGACUCUUCUAAACUGGAGCCAAUUUACGACAAUCCAUCCACAAGAAUGAGACCUGUGGCAAUCAAACAAGAGCCCAGGGAGGAAGAAGACAUGGGGCAUUCAGUGCCGCCAACAUAUCACCACCCUCAACAUCAUUCGCAGCAUCUAUCCCAUCUUCAGUAUCAGAUUGCGCAUUGUGCGCAGACCACCAUGCACCUUCAGCCGGGGCAUCCAACGCCUCCACCGACCCCUGUCCCAAGCCCGCACCACCAGCAGAGCAAUCUGCCUGGCGGUGCGAUGAAGCUGAUGGGUAGCAGUGACCGGGGCAAAUCUAAGAAGCAGAUUGACAAGAACAGCCCUGAGUAUCGACUCAGGCGAGAGCGAAACAAUGUCGCCGUGCGAAAGAGCAGGGACAAGGCGAAAAUGCGCAACGCGGAGACGCAACAGAAGGUGAUUGAGCUGGCUGCGGAUAACGAGAGACUGCGCAAGAGAGUAGAACACCUCACGCGUGAACUGGAGACAUUACGGGGCAUCUUCAGGCAGCUUCCCGAUGGCUCUUUUGUCAAAGCCAUGGGCAGUUGCGCCUAAAGGACCGACUCAAGACAUGUUAAACUUGGAAGUGGUGCGAAUGUGUCUGCUGGAUAAACUCGCCCUAGAUCUGACAGAUUCUUUACCGUUGUUUCUUAAGGAGCCAGGCAGCUGUGAUAUACAUGUGCCUUUUGUACAAAACGAUAAGCUCAUCUCGCCACACAUUCGAACUGUGGACUAUUGGUUGUUUUUGUGUGUGUGUGUCUUCUGUGUAAGAAUGUGUGUUAGCUACGCAAAACAUAUCAGUGCAGCUAAUAUAGGGUAUAAUUUCACUCUGUUAUGUUUGAAAGUUACCACCCUUCUUUUCCCUUCUUGGCAACCUUUUCAAAUUGUACGCAGUGCCCUUUGAGCUACAUUAAAACUUUGAAGUGCACAAGUCUUUACUUCUUUGCGAAGGAAGAAAAGUGCACUGAUUGGACUCUCUUGGCAUUCUUCCAUCAGGCUUAUAUCCCGUGACAACAACAGGUACAGAACAUUUACUGUAUGCUUGACGUAUUUGAAUGAGGGGCGUGAAAUUUACUGAAUUAGACAGUAUGCCAAAGUAAAGGACUGGACCACAGUCAGCAUAUUGUGGUAUCUGCCUCAUAUAAGCAGUUUGUAUGCACUAUAUGUCGUCAGAAACGACCAGAUGAAGCACAUUUUAUUUUGAAAAUUGCCAUAGGUUCGGGUACUGAUCUUUAAAACGCCUCUCAGUGCACGCUUUAUAGAGUCAAAGCUUUGUAUUUAUGCAGUGUAAUUAAUACAAAAUGUGAAAGAGUGCCUCUGUAUGCAACGUCUGUUGCCGUCUUUUGGAGGAUUCCGGGCGAAGAUCACCAUGUGCUUUCUCACUGGUUUUGCUGUGGAACUCAAUUCUUUCGUAUGUGCAUUUCAUGUGAACUGUAUUUUUGUAUGAGAACACUCGACCAGAUACAGACAUCCAGUGCCUUUUAAAUUUCUCCGUCUUUAUUGUUAUCACUGGCUGAACUUUUUUGGAUUAUAUAAAUCUUAAAAUAUACAGCAAGGAAAUGGAAGCACUUUUUACAAACGCCAUAUUGCAAAUGUAAUACGAAUGUUUUAAAUACUUUUCAAUUGUAAAAUGAACAUUAUAUAUAUGCCAAAAAAUAUGAACUAUAAUAAAAGAACAUUGUCUUACA